Messenger RNA from Ictalurus furcatus (blue catfish), 1211 nucleotides. Its product is annotated as histone H3. Gene Ontology annotation, molecular function: DNA binding; protein heterodimerization activity; structural constituent of chromatin. The coding region runs from base 414 to 824 and encodes 136 amino acids. NCBI's taxonomy places the organism in Eukaryota, Metazoa, Chordata, Actinopteri, Siluriformes, Ictaluridae. The record is from RefSeq and is a predicted model, not a curated record. The transcript has a single exon. Gene Ontology annotation, cellular component: nucleosome.
GCACUUCUAAGACAGCAUAUUUAUAAAUAAAAAAGGACUUGAUAAUUUUCUAGUCAUGAUUUGAUACCAUAUUUAAGUAAUGACUAUAAGAACAAUAGCAGUUAGCGUGCUGGUUAAAUGAAGUCAGGAGUGAAAAUGGUUUGUGACGGCGUUGUGUGUGUUCCUAAUGAACAAAGCAUUUGUGUUAGAGAGAGCGCCAAUAGAAUAGAAUUGUGGCGGGCGUCUUGUGUUUCGAACGGUGGCAGAGAAGACGGUCCAAUAGUCAACAGGUGACGUAAAACGUUCUAUCGAAUAGCAGACGAGCGCGUUCGAGACGCCCAAUCAGCGCAGGGCGGAGUUAUGGCUUAAAAAGGCCGCGUUCGAGCGCGCUGUUUAUUCUGUUUUUCUAUCCAUGAAGUACAGAGCUCGACGCUAUGGCAAGAACCAAGCAGACCGCCCGUAAGUCCACCGGUGGUAAAGCACCAAGGAAGCAGCUCGCCACUAAGGCUGCCCGCAAGAGCGCGCCGGCUACCGGCGGCGUGAAGAAGCCUCACCGUUACAGGCCCGGCACCGUGGCUCUGAGGGAGAUCCGCCGUUAUCAGAAGUCUACUGAGCUGCUCAUCCGCAAGCUGCCCUUCCAGCGCCUGGUGCGAGAAAUCGCUCAGGACUUCAAGACUGACUUGCGUUUCCAGAGUUCGGCCGUCAUGGCCCUGCAGGAGGCGAGCGAGGCAUACCUGGUCGGUCUGUUCGAGGACACCAAUCUGUGCGCUAUCCACGCCAAGAGAGUGACCAUCAUGCCCAAGGAUAUUCAGCUGGCCCGCCGUAUUCGCGGAGAACGCGCUUAAACUACAAAUCCGUCUAAUAGACACAAAGGCUCUUUUAAGAGCCACUUCAUCGUCUCAGAAAACAGCAAACUUUCUUUCUUGGGCAGUUUAAGUAUUAGAACGUGGUACAGAGGGAGAAGGAACAGUAAUAAUUAUGUGUGUGUGUGUGUGUGUGUAAAUGAAGUACACGGCUUUCUAUAUCUAUCAACAUUAGAAAAAGGUUGGUUAUUUAUUUUGCAUUUUCAUGAUAAAUAUAGUCCUAUGAGUAUUACAUAAUGUUUGUUUUUAUAGAUGAGCCGUUAAUUGUGGUUAUGUCCGAACAAUACAAUGCACAGUAAUGAGCUGUGUCUGUAAAAUAGCCCAAACCUACCUUCUGUUUCGGGCGGCGUUGUGCUGGAUGGAGCUUGA